AUGCACAGUCCUCCCGCCGAGACCCCCGAAGCUGGGCCGACCGAUGCAGCCUCAGCAAGCAUAGCGCGCCGCCGCAAGUUCACCAUCCAGAGCAGCUUUGGCCAGGCUCGCGAACGCAGGAGUCGAAAGAAUCGCCCCUGUGAUGCAUGCCGCCGCCGUAAGACGGCUUGCGUCAUCACCGAUCAGCCACCAUACUCGAUCCGGCUUGCUCGCCCCGAUCUCUUCCCCAACGGCGCCUCGCGCCCACCUGUGACGUCGUGGCCUACGCCCUCACAAGACAGUCCUAGCUCCUCUCACCAUACCUUCUCUCCGGCCAACGGCCACUCACACCUGUCCUCAGUUCGGACCCCAACUCAAGGCAGCCCCCAUUCUUCCUCCUCAAAAGUGACACUUCCUCCCCCUUUCAGUGACAAGGAUCGCGCCAGUGCAGUCACGCUCCCUCCUCCUAGCACUAUCGCUACAUUUACCAAGGGCAGCACCGAGGGCAUGGGGAUAUGGCCUACCAAUGGCCCAGGGCGCAUUCAUACCCUCGAAGACAAUGUGAACAAGACUGCCAACUAUAUGGGACCUGCCGCAGAACAAGACACUCACAUCCUUGACUCCUUCCGCUACAUGAUCGUCAGUGAGAUCGACGAGAUCGACGCCGACUACCUACAAGUUUACCCAGGCAGUUCACGGUCAAGCGACCCCCCGGUUCAUUUUUUGCUACUAGAAAAUGAAGUGCCCGAGUAUACCAACCGCCCAAAACGAGAGGCUUCUCUCGCUAUUGAGUCGAGAGUCUAUCCAUAUGGGCCCAAUCUCGUCCGACUAUACUUUAAAUACGUUCACCCGGUGUACCCUGUUGUCUCCAAGGUGCGCUUCCUCCGUCUCUACAAUUCCGCCAAAGAAAAGAUUCCGGCAUCGCUUCGUGGCGCCGUUUACGCAUUAGCCACAGUGUUCUGGAACAGAGAUCCAUCGCUGAAGGGCCCUUGUCCCUGGGAGCAGCACGAGCUGCAUUCGCAAGCACAGAGCUCUCUACGUUGUGAGCUCGAGAACCCAAAUCUAGCCAACUUGCAGGCAUGUCUGCUUUUGAUUCACAUGGCCCCGCCUUGGACCGACACGGUGGAAACCCCCAGUAUCUGGAUCCUCGCUGCCCAAGCAGUCUCCAACGCGCAGAUGAGUGGCCUGCACCAAGACCCUGGAAACUGGAACAUAGAGCCGUGGGAGAAGAGGCUUCGCAAGAAGCUGUGGUGGGCUAUCUACAUGACUGAUUGCUGGACCUCGAUCUGUCAUGGUAACCCGCCUCAUAUAUAUCGUGAAUCCUUCAACACGACGCCACCUGACAUUGAAGACGUUCGCUUUGAUGAAGAUGUGCCCGAAGAUUUGAAGCACAUGGUUGAUCCAGAUUCCUCGGUAUUUCAUGUAGCUGUUGGUCAUCGGUUCUUGGAGAUGGUUCGCAUAACAAGGAUUGUACGCGACAUUAUCGACUGCAGCUUGUGA
Molecule: messenger RNA, 1479 nt
Organism: Cordyceps militaris CM01
Lineage: Eukaryota; Fungi; Ascomycota; Sordariomycetes; Hypocreales; Cordycipitaceae
Product: nitrogen regulatory protein OTam
Exons: 2
Coding region: 1-1479 (492 amino acids)
Biological process (GO): DNA-templated transcription
Cellular component (GO): nucleus
Molecular function (GO): zinc ion binding; DNA-binding transcription factor activity, RNA polymerase II-specific; DNA binding
Source: RefSeq, a predicted model, not a curated record